AUGGCUGCCAAAGCCCCCGUAGAUGAGCUCAAGACGCUCAGUGUCAAAGAAUCUGACGGGGUUACCGGCGCCGCCGGUGCUAACGGCACCGCGAACAGCGGUGCUGCAGAAGACUCUGGCGAAGAAUCGGGCGAUGAUCCUGACGACCGUGUCGCUGCAGCCAUUGCUGCCGCCGGUGAAGGUGCUGCCAAGAAAAGGAAGAACAAGAAGAAGAAACCCAAGAAGAAGAAAAAGGUUCCGACUGUCCAGACAGAUCCUCCUUCAGUCCUCAUAUCCCAAUUAUUUCCAAACAACAACUACCCUAAGGGCGAAGAGGUCGAGUAUAAGGAUGACAAUCGGCAUCGCACUACCAACGAAGAGAAGCGCUAUCUGGAUAACAUGAACAGCGACUUCCUCUCUGAUUACCGACAGGCAGCUGAGACGCAUCGUCAGGUCCGCCAGUGGGCCCAAAAAAACAUCAAGCCAGGUCAGACGCUCACUGAGAUUGCCAAUGGUAUUGAGGAUAGUGUACGUCGUCUGGUCGGACACGAUGGCUUAUCCGAAGGCGAUGCUAUGAUUGCCGGCAUGGGUUUCCCGACUGGCUUGAACCUUGACGAAAUUGCUGCCCACUACAGCCCAAAUGCAGGUUGCAAGACUGUGCUUCAGCAGACCAAUGUCAUGAAGGUUGACAUCGGCGUCCAUGUGAAUGGUCGUAUUGUCGACAGCGCCUUCACGAUGGCAUUCGAUCCGAUGUAUGACAACCUCCUCGAAGCCGUGAAGGAUGCGACAAAUACUGGUGUCCGCGAGGCAGGAAUUGAUGUUCGUCUCGGCGAGCUAGGUGGGUACAUCCAGGAAACUAUGGAAAGCUACGAAUGCGAGAUCAAUGGAACUACCUACCCAAUCAAGCCGAUUCGCAACCUGAACGGCCACACCAUCUUACCAUACAGCAUCCACGGCACCAAAACCGUUCCUGCUGUGAAGACAAGCGACCCUACCAAAAUGGAAGAAGGCGAUGUCUUUGCUAUUGAGACCUUCGGCAGCACUGGUAAUGGACGGUGUUACGAUCAGGGUGAAAUCUCGCAUUACGCCCUAUGCAGUGACGCGCCAAAGGCGGACCUACGUCUGUCUUCGGCCAAAUCGCUGUUAAAUACUAUUAAGAAGAAUUUUGGGACUCUUCCCUUCUGCCGACGCUAUUUGGACAGGAUUGGACAGGAGAAAUAUCUAUUCGGCCUAAACACCCUCGUUAAAUCCGGCAUUGUUGAAGACUACCCGCCUUUGGUUGACAAGAAAGGGUCAUACACAGCCCAAUUUGAACAUACGAUCUUGCUCCGACCCACCGUGAAGGAAGUUAUUAGCCGUGGAGACGACUACUGA
Aspergillus tanneri is the source of this 1353-nucleotide messenger RNA. RefSeq names its product putative methionine aminopeptidase, type II (gene metAP). The record is from RefSeq and is a predicted model, not a curated record. Gene Ontology annotation, biological process: proteolysis. The coding region runs from base 1 to 1353 and encodes 450 amino acids. Gene Ontology annotation, molecular function: metalloaminopeptidase activity. Lineage: Eukaryota; Fungi; Ascomycota; Eurotiomycetes; Eurotiales; Aspergillaceae. The transcript has 4 exons.